Megalobrama amblycephala (Wuchang bream) is the source of this 10927-nucleotide messenger RNA. Its product is annotated as mucin-2-like. Gene Ontology annotation, cellular component: extracellular matrix. The record is from RefSeq and is a predicted model, not a curated record. NCBI's taxonomy places the organism in Eukaryota, Metazoa, Chordata, Actinopteri, Cypriniformes, Xenocyprididae.
AAAUUUAAAAUUGCAAAAGUAUCACAACUGUUUAGUGAAGUCAUUCCUCUGUGUCAACUUCUUUACUGCUUGACAUGUUACUGUGUGUAACCCCUCUAGGAUUAUUGCAAUAUGGACCAGACUCUCUCCUUCCGCCUUGUCUCAGAGAACAAACUCUGUGAGACCACCGACACCAUCUUCAAGUCAAUCAGUCUCUUCUUUGGGCUCAAUGAGAUAAAUUUAUCUGAAGAUGGAGUCAAAAUUAUUAAAAACAAUGACACUAAUUAUGAAUAUCAAAUCCAUUCUGCGGGAAUAUAUAUUGUCACAGAGGUCAAAGGUCUUUUGAACUUAAUCUGGGACAAUAAAACAAGUCUGAUGCUCCAGCUUCAUCCCAAAUUAAAGGGCAAGGUGUGUGGACUGUGUGGAAACUUUGACGGCAAUGCAAACAAUGACUUCAUGAAGCACAGUGGAGAAGUGGUGACGGAUCCAGAGAAAUUUGGGAUUAGCUGGAAGGUGAAAGCUGAUUGUCUAGAUGUGACAAACGUGAUAGACGUUUGUGAAGAGCAUUUACAUCGCUGUGCCUGGGCUGAAAAACGAUGUAGCAUCAUAAGAAGCGAUGUCUUUAAAGAUUGCCAUGCACUUGUGGACUCUAACCAAUAUUAUGAAAACUGCAGAACAGACACCUGUGCAUGUGACAUUGGGGGUGACUGUGAAUGUUUCUGUACUGCAGUGGCAGCUUAUGCUGCUGAAUGCCGUAAAAAAGGAGCUUGUGUGAAAUGGCGGAGCCCAAGCAUAUGUCCUUUAUUCUGUGACUACUACAACCCACCUGGAGAAUGUGAGUGGCACUAUAACCACUGUGGACCUCCCUGCCAGAAAACCUGCAAUAACCCCUCAGGAACUUGCUCUGAUCAAAUUCCUCUCCUUGAAGGAUGUUUUCCUCAGUGCCCUCAAGACACUCCAUAUCUAUUGGAUGAAACCAUGACUUGUGUUAAACAAUGUAACUGUACCUAUGGGAGUAAGCAAGUCCCUGCUGGAUCAACAGUGUAUACCUCACACGGGAAUGGUACAUGUUCCAAAGGUCUAUGUAAGGAAAAUGGAGAAAUAAUAAGCUUUAUUACUGAUUGUGAAACUACUAAAACUACAAUACCCACAAGUUCUCCAAUAUCUACUACCACUACUACUGUGACACCAUCUACAACAACAGAAACAUCUACUACCACUACAACUGUUACACCAUCUACAACAACAGAAACAUCUACUACCACUACAACUGUAACACCAUCUACAACAACAGAAACGUCUACUACCACUACCACUGUUACACCAUCUACAACAACAGAAACAUCAACUACCACUACAACUGUAACACCAUCUACAACAACAGAAACAUCAACUACCACUACCACUGUUACACCAUCUACAACAACAGAAACAUCAACUACCACUUCAACUGUAACACCAUCUACAACAACAGAAACAUCAACUACCACUUCAACUGUAACACCAUCUACAACAACAGAAACAUCAACUACCACUACUACUGUAACACCAUCUACAACAACAGAAACAUCUACUACAACUACUACUCCACCACCUCCUUGUCAGUGGUCAGAGUGGUUUGACAACAGCAAACCCACCACAGAUGUCAAAGGAAAGGAAAUUGAAUCAAUCAGUGAACUGUGGAAUCAGGGUAAAAUAUCCUGUGAGAACCCAGACAAAAUUGAAUGCAUGACAAAUUAUAACAAUCAAAACUUCACAGACACGAACUGGAAGCACAAUCAAGUUGUGUCAUGCAAUACAUCUUUUGGACUGUUGUGUUCAAACAAAGAAAAUUCUAAUAAAGUAUGCCACAAUCAUCUAAUACGUGUGUGUUGCAACAUAUCAGUUUCAUCCACUACAAAUCCCACAUCUACUGCAUCAACUACUACUAUAACUACAACAUCUACAACAACAGAAACAUCUACUACCACUACUACUGUAACACCAUCUACAACAACAGAAACAUCUACUACCACUACUACUGUAACGCCAUCUACAACAACAGAAACAUCUACUACCACUACUACUGUAACACCAUCUACAACAACAGAAACAUCAACUACCACUACUACUGUAACACCAUCUACAACAACAGAAACAUCAACUACCACUACUACUGUAACACCAUCUACAACAACAGAAACAUCUACUACAACUACUACUGUAACACCAUCUACAACAACAGAAACAUCUACUACAACUACUACUCCACCACCUCCUUGUCAGUGGUCAGAGUGGUUUGACAACAGCAAACCCACCACAGAUGUCAAAGGAAAGGAAAUUGAAUCAAUCAGUGAACUGUGGAAUCAGGGUAAAAUAUCCUGUGAGAACCCAGACAAAAUUGAAUGCAUGACAAAUUAUAACAAUCAAAACUUCACAGACACGAACUGGAAGCACAAUCAAGUUGUGUCAUGCAAUACAUCUUUUGGACUGUUGUGUUCAAACAAAGAAAAUUCUAAUAAAGUAUGCCACAAUCAUCUAAUACGUGUGUGUUGCAACAUAUCAGUUUCAUCCACUACAAAUCCCACAUCUACUGCAUCAACUACUACUAUAACUACAACAUCUACAACAACAGAAACAUCUACUACCACUACUACUGUAACACCAUCUACAACAACAGAAACAUCUACUACCACUACUACUGUAACGCCAUCUACAACAACAGAAACAUCUACUACCACUACUACUGUAACACCAUCUACAACAACAGAAACAUCAACUACCACUACUACUGUAACACCAUCUACAACAACAGAAACAUCAACUACCACUACUACUGUAACACCAUCUACAACAACAGAAACAUCUACUACAACUACUACUGUAACACCAUCUACAACAACAGAAACAUCUACUACAACUACUACUCCACCACCUCCUUGUCAGUGGUCAGAGUGGUUUGACAACAGCAAACCCACCACAGAUGUCAAAGGAAAGGAAAUUGAAUCAAUCAGUGAACUGUGGAAUCAGGGUAAAAUAUCCUGUGAGAACCCAGACAAAAUUGAAUGCAUGACAAAUUAUAACAAUCAAAACUUCACAGACACGAACUGGAAGCACAAUCAAGUUGUGUCAUGCAAUACAUCUUUUGGACUGUUGUGUUCAAACAAAGAAAAUUCUAAUAAAGUAUGCCACAAUCAUCUAAUACGUGUGUGUUGCAACAUAUCAGUUUCAUCCACUACAAAUCCCACAUCUACUGCAUCAACUACUACUAUAACUACAACAUCUACAACAACAGAAACAUCUACUACCACUACUACUGUAACACCAUCUACAACAACAGAAACAUCUACUACCACUACUACUGUAACACCAUCUACAACAACAGAAACAUCUACUACCACUACUACUGUAACGCCAUCUACAACAACAGAAACAUCUACUACCACUACUACUGUAACGCCAUCUACAACAACAGAAACAUCUACUACCACUACUACUGUAACGCCAUCUACAACAACAGAAACAUCUACUACCACUACUACUGUAACACCAUCUACAACAACAGAAACAUCAACUACCACUACAACUGUUACACCAUCUACAACAACAGAAUCAUCUACUACCACUACUACUGUAACGCCAUCUACAACAACAGAAACAUCAACUACCACUACUACUGUAACACCAUCUACAACAACAGAAACAUCUACUACCACUACAACUGUAACACCAUCUACAAUAACAGAAACAUCUACUACCACUACUACUCCACCACCUCCUUGUCAGUGGUCAGAGUGGUUUGACAACAGCAAACCCACCACAGAUGUCAAAGGAAAGGAAAUUGAAUCAAUCAGUGAACUGUGGAAUCAGGGUAAAAUAUCCUGUGAGAACCCAGACAAAAUUGAAUGCAUGACAAAUUAUAACAAUCAAAACUUCACAGACACGAACUGGAAGCACAAUCAAGUAGUGUCGUGCAAUACAUCUUUUGGACUGUUGUGUUCAAACAAAGAAAAUUCUAAUAAAGUAUGCCAUAAUCAUCUAAUACGUGUGUGUUGCAACAUAUCAGUUUCAUCCACUACAAAUCCCACAUCUACUGCAUCAACUACUACUAUAACUACAACAUCUACAACAACAGAAACAUCUACUACCACUACAACUGUAACACCAUCUACAACAACAGAAACAUCUACUACCACUACUACUGUAACACCAUCUACAACAACAGAAACAUCUACUACCACUACAACUGUAACACCAUCUACAACAACAGAAACAUCAACUACCACUACUACUGUAACACCAUCUACAACAACAGAAACAUCUACUACAACUACUACUCCACCACCUCCUUGUCAGUGGUCAGAGUGGUUUGACAACAGCAAACCCACCACAGAUGUCAAAGGAAAGGAAAUUGAAUCAAUCAGUGAACUGUGGAAUCAGGGUAAAAUAUCCUGUGAGAACCCAGACAAAAUCGAAUGCAUGACAACUUAUAACAAUCAAAACUUCACAGACACGAACUGGAAGCACAAUCAAGUUGUGUCGUGCAAUACAUCUUUUGGACUGUUGUGUUCAAACAAAGAAAAUUCUAAUAAAGUAUGCCAUAAUCAUCUAAUACGUGUGUGUUGCAACAUAUCAGUUUCAUCCACUACAAAUCCCACAUCUACUGCAUCAACUGCUACUAUAACUACACCAUCUACAACAACAGAAACAUCUACUACCACUACAACUGUUACACCAUCUACAACAACAGAAACAUCUACUACCACUACUACCACUACAACUGUAACACCAUCUACAACAACAGAAACAUCUACUACCACUACUACUGUAACACCAUCUACAACAACAGAAACAUCUACUACCACUACUACUGUAACACCAUCUACAACAACAGAAACAUCUACUACCACUACUACCACUACAACUGUAACACCAUCUACAACAACAGAAACAUCUACUACCACUACUACUGUAACACCAUCUACAACAACAGAAACAUCUACUACAACUACAACUGUAACACCAUCUACAACAACAGAAACAUCUACUACCACUACAACUGUUACACCAUCUACAACAACAGAAACAUCUACUACCACUACAACUGUUACACCAUCUACAACAACAGAAACAUCUACUACCACUACAACUGUUACACCAUCUACAACAACAGAAACAUCUACUACCACUACAACUGUAACACCAUCUACAACAACAGAAACAUCAACUACCACUACAACUGUUACACCAUCUACAACAACAGAAACAUCUACUACCACUACAACUGUUACACCAUCUACAACAACAGAAACAUCUACUACCACUACAACUGUAACACCAUCUACAACAACAGAAACAUCUACUACCACUACUACUGUAACACCAUCUACAACAACAGAAACAUCUACUACCACUACUACUGUAACACCAUCUACAACAACAGAAACAUCUACUACAACUACUACUCCACCACCUCCUUGUCAGUGGUCAGAGUGGUUUGACAACAGCAAACCCACCACAGAUGUCAAAGGAAAGGAAAUUGAAUCAAUCAGUGAACUGUGGAAUCAGGGUAAAAUAUCCUGUGAGAACCCAGACAAAAUUGAAUGCAUGACAAAUUAUAACAAUCAAAACUUCACAGACACGAACUGGAAGCACAAUCAAGUUGUGUCGUGCAAUACAUCUUUUGGACUGUUGUGUUCAAACAAAGAAAAUUCUAAUAAAGUAUGCCAUAAUCAUCUAAUACGUGUGUGUUGCAACAUAUCAGUUUCAUCCACUACAAAUCCCACAUCUACUGCAUCAACUACUAGUAUAACUACAACAUCUACAACAACAGAAACAUCUACUACCACUACAACUGUUACACCAUCUACAACAACAGAAACAUCAACUACCACUACAACUGUUACACCAUCUACAACAACAGAAACAUCUACUACCACUACAACUGUAACACCAUCUACAACAACAGAAACAUCUACUACCACUUCAACUGUAACACCAUCUACAACAACAGAAACAUCUACUACCACUACUACUGUAACACCAUCUACAACAACAGAAACAUCUACUACCACUACAACUGUUACACCAUCUACAACAACAGAAACAUCAACUACAACUACUACUGUAACACCAUCUACAACAACAGAAACAUCUACUACCACUUCAACUGUAACACCAUCUACAACAACAGAAUCAUCUACUACCACUACUACUGUAACACCAUCUACAACAACAGAAACAUCAACUACCACUACAACUGUAACACCAUCUACAACAACAGAAUCAUCUACUACCACUACUACUGUAACACCAUCUACAACAACAGAAACAUCAACUACCACUACAACUGUAACACCAUCUACAACAACAGAAUCAUCUACUACCACUACAACUGUAACACCAUCUACAACAAUAGAAUCAUCAACUACCACUACUACUGUAACACCAUCUACAACAACAGAAACAUCUACUACCACUACAACUGUAACACCAUCUACAACAACAGAAUCAUCAACUACCACUACAACUGUAACACCAUCUACAACAACAGAAUCAUCAACUACCACUACUACUGUAACACCAUCUACAACAACAGAAACAUCUACUACCACUACUACUGUAACACCAUCUACAACAACAGAAACAUCUACUACAACUACUACUCCACCACCUCCUUGUCAGUGGUCAGAGUGGUUUGACAACAGCAAACCCACCACAGAUGUCAAAGGAAAGGAAAUUGAAUCAAUCAGUGAACUGUGGAAUCAGGGUAAAAUAUCCUGUGAGAACCCAGACAAAAUUGAAUGCAUGACAAAUUAUAACAAUCAAAACUUCACAGACACGAACUGGAAGCACAAUCAAGUUGUGUCGUGCAAUACAUCUUUUGGACUGUUGUGUUCAAACAAAGAAAAUUCUAAUAAAGUAUGCCAUAAUCAUCUAAUACGUGUGUGUUGCAACAUAUCAGUUUCAUCCACUACAAAUCCCACAUCUACUGCAUCAACUACUAGUAUAACUACAACAUCUACAACAACAGAAACAUCUACUACCACUACAACUGUUACACCAUCUACAACAACAGAAACAUCAACUACCACUACAACUGUUACACCAUCUACAACAACAGAAACAUCUACUACCACUACAACUGUAACACCAUCUACAACAACAGAAACAUCUACUACCACUUCAACUGUAACACCAUCUACAACAACAGAAACAUCUACUACCACUACUACUGUAACACCAUCUACAACAACAGAAACAUCUACUACCACUACAACUGUUACACCAUCUACAACAACAGAAACAUCAACUACAACUACUACUGUAACACCAUCUACAACAACAGAAACAUCUACUACCACUUCAACUGUAACACCAUCUACAACAACAGAAUCAUCUACUACCACUACUACUGUAACACCAUCUACAACAACAGAAACAUCAACUACCACUACAACUGUAACACCAUCUACAACAACAGAAUCAUCUACUACCACUACUACUGUAACACCAUCUACAACAACAGAAACAUCAACUACCACUACAACUGUAACACCAUCUACAACAACAGAAUCAUCUACUACCACUACAACUGUAACACCAUCUACAACAACAGAAUCAUCAAAUACCACUACUACUGUAACACCAUCUACAACAACAGAAACAUCAACUACCACUACAACUGUAACACCAUCUACAACAACAGAAUCAUCAACUACCACUACUGUAACACCAUCUACAACAACAGAAACAUCUACUACCACUACAACUGUAACACCAUCUACAACAACAGAAACAUCAACUACCACUACUACUGUAACACCAUCUACAACAACAGAAACAUCAACUACCACUACUACUGUAACACCAUCUACAACAACAGAAACAUCAACUACAACAGAAUCAUCUACUACCACUACAACUGUAACACCAUCUACAACAACAGAAACAUCAACUACCACUACUGUAACACCAUCUACAACAACAGAAACAUCAACUACCACUACUACUGUAACACCAUCUACAACAACAGAAACAUCAACUACAACAGAAUCAUCUACUACCACUACUACUGUAACACCAUCUACAACAACAGAAACAUCAACUACCACUACUGUAACACCAUCUACAACAACAGAAUCAUCAACUACCACUACUACUGUAACACCAUCUACAACAACAACAACAACAACAACAACAACAACAACAACAACAACUACCACUACUACUGUAACACCAUCUACAACAACAACAACUACCACACCUUUCUGCACAUAUAACAAUAAAACGUACACAGCAGGGUCAAAAAUCCCUCUUCUACAGGAUGAGUGCUAUGAUGUUUAUUGCAACUCCUCUGGCCAUAUUGUAAAACAGAUUAAAUCCGACAACCAGACGACAAAUGCAUGCACUAUCAAAACGUGCAAAGAUGGAAAACUCGUCUCAGAACCUGUACAUUGUGACCCAAUAAUUCAAAAUCUUGAAUGUGUUAACGGACUUGAUCCUGUGAAGGUGUAUUAUAACAAUGGCUGCUGCUAUAACUAUGAGUGUGAAUGUUUAUGCAAUUCCUGGGGUGACCCUCAUUACAGAACUUUUGAUGGCCAAUAUUAUGCUUUUCAAGGAAACUGCACUUAUGUUUUGUUCGAAGAAAUCAUCCCAACAUACAAUAUCAGUGUCCACGCUAAAAACUAUUAUUGUGAUACUGCAAAUAAUCUUGCUUGCCCUGAGUACGUGCUUGUGUAUUACAAAUCCUACAAAAUCAAGCUGACAAGUAACAAUGAUAAAGUGGUCAAUGUCUAUGUUGAUGAUGUACAGAGGAAGCCAACGUACAUAAACAAUAGCAUCAUCAUCACCAGUACUGGCAUGGAAGUGACACUGAACAUCUCUGAAAUCAAAACUUUAAUCACAGUCAGUUAUUUGAGCGUCCAAAUCAAACUCCCAUUCUCCUACUUCCAUCAUAAUACUCGGGGACAAUGUGGGUAUUGUGACAACAGCACAAUAGACGACUGCAGACUUCCUAAUGGAACAAUCGACAAAUCAUGUGAGCACGUAGCACAGUUUUGGAUGGUUCCUCCGGGAUGUAAAUUACCUCCACCUCCUCCUCCACCUCUUCCACCACCGUCUCCUCCAAACAUCACUGUCUGUAAAAUCAUCAACAGCACUGUGUUUUACAGCUGCCAUAACACCAUUCCCUAUCGAGACUAUUAUGAGGCAUGUAAAUAUGAUGUAUUCAAAAUGGGAAAUGAGUCUGCUGCCUGCGCUAGUCUAGAGACCUAUGCACGGCUAUGUGGCCAAAAGUCUAUCUGUGUGGACUGGAGAAACUCCCCUAUUCUCAAAGGACUAUGUGAAUACAAGUGCCCCAAUCAAAAAGUCUACAAGGCAUGCGGACCAAGAGUGGAAAAAUCCUGCAGCACAUCGUACAAUGAUAUGUAUGGGGAGAACGAAUGCAAAGAUUGCAACCAAACUUUAACUGAAGGUUGUUACUGUCCUGAUGGCCAAUAUCGGGUUAAUAUGACAUCAAAUCUGUGUACAGCUUACUGCGAUUGCACUGGCACUGAUGGAAUACCUAGACACCCUGGGGACACAUGGACAGAGGAGUGUUACACAUACAAUUGCAAUACUUUUGGUGUGCGUUUGAAAGAUUCUAUAAAGUGUCCAACUAAGAUGCCCUGUGGUGUCGGAUACAAAAGCACAGUAAUAAACUGCUGUCAAACUUGUGUGCCCAAAGACGUCUGUGUGUACAAUAACACAGAGUAUGAGGUUGGAGAAGUCCAGCGUUUCGAAUGUGAAACUGUUAGUUGCCAUAAAAUUAAUGGCUCGUUUGUGAUUAAGAAGAACAUCACAGAAUGCAGUCCAAGUGACUGUAAACCUGGGUUUAAAUAUGUGAAAAAAGAAGGAGCGUGCUGUGGAUCAUGCACACAAGUAGACUGUAUUUAUGAUGCACCAAACAAGACCGGACAGACUCUCAAGGUUGGAGAAGUCCACAGUUACACAUGUGAAAAUGUUACCUGUCGUGAAAUCAAUGGCUCACUUAUGACUGACAGGAGCUCUGAGAAGUGCUCUUACUUGAGUUCAAGUGACUGUAAACCUUGCUUUGAAUAUGUGAAAAAAGAAGGAGAGUGCUGUGGAUCAUGUCAACAAAAAUGCUGUAUUUAUGUUGCACCAGACAAAACCACACAUACUCUCCAGGAUCGAGAGGCGUACAAGUUCAAAUGUACAACUGGUACCUGCAAUAAAGUGAAUGGCUCGUUUGAGGUUGUGCAGAGCAUUAAAGAAUGCCCUGUCUUUAAUCCAGAGGACUGUGUGCCUGAUACAAUAGAAUUAGACAUAGAUGGAUGUUGCAAUACCUGUAAACCCAGGAACUGUAUUCUAGAGAAGAACCACACCCGUCUGCAUGUCAAUGGUUGCAUUUCCAUCGAGGAUGUAGAAGUUACUUCCUGCACUGGCCACUGUGACAGCAGAUCAAUGUAUUCGAUGGACAUGAACAAUAUGACGCACAGCUGUUUUUGCUGCCAGGAGGAUCAAUUCAGCAAUAGAAAUGUGACGCUGAAGUGUGCCAAUGGCAGCGAGAAGUUUUAUAACUACAUGUACAUAGAGACCUGCAAAUGCACUAAGUGUGAAAACUAGAAAGAAGAAAAAAUCAAAUAUCCUCCUUAGUGCUGAUUUGAACAUCACUCAAUCUGAAAAAAAUUGUAAAACAUAAUAUAUAUCUGAAAAUGACAGUAGUUAUGAUUUAAGCUGAUUGUUACAGUGCAUUAAUGGCUAAAUUUAUCUUUUCUUUGUAGUGUGUUGCAGGGGUAUGGUUAACUCUAAGCAUAAUCUAUUUUGUUAUGUCUUGAAGGGGAUGCUGGGCUUUUUUUAUUUUUUUAUUUGUUAUACUCUCUGGUAAUGCAUGCUAUAAUAAUGUCCUGUACUUUUCCUUCCAAUGAAAUGAAUUAAAAUCACAAUAAAGCAUAAUAAAGAGCAUCAA